This is a messenger RNA of Nannospalax galili (Upper Galilee mountains blind mole rat), 796 nucleotides long. It is a transcript of the gene Rfpl4b, whose product is annotated as ret finger protein like 4B. NCBI's taxonomy places the organism in Eukaryota, Metazoa, Chordata, Mammalia, Rodentia, Spalacidae. The record is from RefSeq and is a predicted model, not a curated record.
AUGGACAACAGUUUGAAAGAGGAGGUGACCUGUCCAGAGAGCCUGGAAUGUUUUUCCAAUCCUGUUCAUCUCUCCUGUUGCUGGGGACUCGAACCCAUGACCCCUGUUGAGGUCCCCACAUCCUGUGCCCACGUGUUCUGCUCAAACUGCAUUCAGACUUGGGUGAAAAAAAAAAGUUUGAUAGUGACUUGUGCCUUGUGUUGAAAAGAAAACAAGAAACUUUUCAUGCAGGACUUGCAAUGGAAGAUCCCACCCAGGAGAUUCACCCACUUGACCUGUAUCCUGGGCAGCCUCUGCUUUCCCCCAGGCUGCCUUUAUUGGGAAGUUGACAUUGGGAAAGGGAAGGAGUGGGCUCUUGGUGUUUGUAAGGAACCAAUCACCAGGAGGAGCAUCCAUUUAUCAUGUGAAUCAUUGGCAUGAAGGCAGGAAGAAUUUUUGCUAAAUUAAGCCUGGACCUUUGCCGGUAGGAAUUCUCCUGGAUGUGGAUAUGGGAGAAAUCAAAGUUUUUGAUGUGGAAAUAAUGUCCUCAUCUAUAAACAUUGCUCUCUCUGUCUCCUUUUCGGACCCUUUGUGCUCAUUCUUUCAUUCUGAGAUGCAAGAAUAAAGUGACAGUGGUGGCCCCCUGACAGUCUGCCUUUGAACAUUUCAGCCAUUCCGAGUUUUGGGAGGUGAAUGAGACCUUUCGCCAGAGAAAGAUCAGAAUGACCAAGGAAAAAGAGAGUGUGCCAUUGUGCCAACACUUGGUAGUUCUGAUGAAUUUUGUAGACUGUGGUGAGACCACUCUGGGGUCCUUAUG